Molecule: messenger RNA, 2244 nt
Organism: Paramecium tetraurelia
Lineage: Eukaryota; Ciliophora; Oligohymenophorea; Peniculida; Parameciidae
Exons: 3
Source: RefSeq, a predicted model, not a curated record
AUGAGUAUUGCUAAAUAAGCCAUCAUUUUAUGUAUGUUAUUAUAUAAUAACGCAGGAUUUACUACUCUAAAUCUAUCGAACCACUUAUAGGGUAAUCUAAUGGAAGUUGAUAUAUAAUAAAGUAAUCAAAAGUAAUUGUCGAGUAUAUAAUAAUUGUAAAAGUAAAUUCCAUCUAGAGAAAUGUUACAAAUCAAAUCACAUAUAAACACUUAGAAUAGAUAAGAAAGUGAGGAUUUUAUAGAAACAAACAAUAAUUAAAACAUAUUAAUUUAAUUAAAACAAUUGUAAGAUGCAGGAUAAUCACAAAUGUUAAUUGGAGAAGAUUACUAAGUGAUUGAUUAUGCAAAUCCUUAAGAAUUAAAUACAUAAGCAUCAGAGGAAUCAUAAAAUUAAUCAUACUAAAAUACAAAUUCAUAAAUAAAUAAGGGUAAAACCGAUUCUAAUAACGACCAAUUUAAACUUAACUCUUAGGAUGAAAUUACAUCAUAAUAAAAUGCACAGAAUGAGGAAUUCACCUUUGAUGAAGAGGCAGGUUACAUGAGUGACUCACCUUAGGAUUUUGAAUUAAAUAAUGAUUCUAAAGACCUCAAUAAGAGCCUAAAUAACUCGGAAUAAGAGGGAAAUUAAGGAUAACCACUAUUGAAAUAGGAGGACGAUGUUGCUAAUAAGGAAAAUUAAUAAUAAAAACCAAACGAAAUUUAAAAAUUAAAUCAGGGGGAAAAUGAAGUAGAGUUUAAAUAAAAUGAAGGUCUAAUUAACAAGUAAAGUUCAGAGGAAAGUCUUUAAGAAAAUCAAAUAAUGAAAAGUUAAUUGAAUGGAUAAGAUGUCGCAGAUAAUUAAGUAAGUCAUAUUAAUCAUGAAUCAGAGAUGUCUCACACAUAAAAAAUGAAGGUAGAGUAGGAUGAACAAUUAUAAGAUUCAUUAAAAGUAGGUUAUAUUAUUGAAAAUAAUGUAGAAACAGAUGAUUAUUUAAAGGAUGUUUAAGAUGCUGAAAGCAACUCUCUAAAGCAGUAGAGUCUGCAAUAGAAAUUAGAAUAGGAAGAAUAAUAUUUAAAAUAGUUAAAGAGUAAUGAAUAAGAUGAUGAAAAUAAAUUAAAAUAAUUAGAAGAGCAGAAAAAUUUAAUAUAUAAUUAAGAAUAAAGUGAAUAAUAAGAAAUUAAAUAGAUAAAUAAAUAAAUUGAUAUUUACGAGCAGAAACUAUAGGAAAUAUAAUCUAAUUCUUAGAAUGAGAGUAACAAUUAAAAUACGGAAUCGAAACUUGAAGAAUAAACAUAAUUUAGGCCCUAUGAAGGUUAAGAUUUAAUUAUUUCAUCAGAAGUAAAUUAUGAUGAAGGAAAUAUGGAAUAAUUUGAAUAUGUUGAAAAUAAUUAGGUUAUCGAUGAGCAUGUUAAUAACAAUUAAGCCAUUGAAGAAAAAGCAGAAACACUAGUAUUGUAAGAUGAUGAAUAAAAUAAUAACUUUAAUUGGAAUUAAAAUACAUAAUAUUAGAAUACUUUUGGAUAAAGCAAUUACAUUAGCAAUAGGGAAAAAGAAGAUAACGAUGUUUAAGACUUUGAUCAAUCGGUUCCUGCUUAGCCAUAAGAAGUUUCCAUUGAUUUAAAUUUGAAACCAAGUGAUCUUUUAGCUCAGAUUAAUUUAAGUGAAGAUGUUUUAAUCACAGCAACUAAUGAGAAGUCUGAUUUAGAUUAAAAGCCACAAGAUGAAGAGAAUUAAAUUUUAAACUUUGAAGAUUAUAAUUAAUAAUCAAAUGAAGCAGAUUAAAAUUAAAUACUAUCCAUUAAUUCAUAAAUAACGUUAGCUCAGUAGAUUAAUCCAGAGUAUGUUAAAUAGGACCAAAAUGUUGAGUCUGAAAAUAUAUUAGUUUAUUAAUAAUAGAGUUAUCAUGAACAAAUAAAAGAAAUUCAUAACGAUUUAUCACUUUACUAAAUGCAAUAAUUAAUUAAGAGAACUUCAACUAAUACGAAUUUAAGAGCAAGAGGACGUAUUCAGGAUUUACUAGAUGUUUAGUAGCCCUCUUUGUUAUUUUAAAAUAAUUAGAAAUAACCUAACGAUUUAAAUGAUGAUGAAGAUAGGAAUCAUUCCUUUUUAAUAGAUUAAAAUAUUCAAAGAUAUACCGAAAUUUUAAAUUAGAGCAAUUAAUUGGCAACUGAAAAUAAGAAGGGAUAAUAAGAAAUGAUAUCUAUGAAAAAUAAUAAUUUUCCUUAGCGUAUGGAAUAUGAAAAUUUAUAACAAACAAGGAAUUGA